Molecule: messenger RNA, 2621 nt
Organism: Pyrus x bretschneideri (Chinese white pear)
Lineage: Eukaryota; Viridiplantae; Streptophyta; Magnoliopsida; Rosales; Rosaceae
Product: CDPK-related kinase 7
Exons: 11
Coding region: 528-2261 (577 amino acids)
Biological process (GO): protein autophosphorylation; intracellular signal transduction; peptidyl-serine phosphorylation
Cellular component (GO): nucleus; cytoplasm
Molecular function (GO): calmodulin binding; calcium-dependent protein serine/threonine kinase activity; ATP binding
Source: RefSeq, a predicted model, not a curated record
CUACAGUGAACUGAUUUCAUAUAAGUUGCUUGGCCGUGGUGAAAGUUUUAUAGCUACGUACACAUAGAAACCAUUAUCAGAAAAGCUUGCAUAAAGCGGAAAAAAGGAGGCAUUGGGUCUUCCUUUUUCCUUUUCUUUUCUUGCUGCCUCAAGUAGGCAUCUUUUUUCCCCACUUUUUUUCCCUCUCAUCUCAUUCCUUCCUUCUUCUUGCAAUUUUUUUACUGGGUUUUCUUGCCCUUUGCUUUUGCUUCCCACCAUCACUUCCCUCCCCUCCUCACCUAUAAUUUCCUUCUCCUUCAGGUGAGUUGUUUGAUCCUUCACCUCUCUGUCAGGCAUUGUUUUUAUCAUCACAAAAAAGUUGCAUUGCUUUUGUUUUUAGUUUCUCAGAUUGAUCUUCUUGCUUGGGCAUCUCCCUUUGGCUCGAUCUUCUUGCUUGGGCACCUCUCUCUUGCUCUACAAAAUUCCUUGGAAAUUUGACAUCCUUUCUGGGUUUUUCUUACCAAUUCAGUUCUGGGAUUGAAUAAUCCAUGGGACUGUGUCAUGGAAAACCCACAGAAAACCCACAACUCCAAUCUCAAGACCCCACAAUUCCGAGCGAAAACGAGGCAUAUGCAGCACCCAAUUCCCAGUCCUCAAAAUCCUCAAACUUCCCAUUUUACAGCCCAAGUCCAUUGCCAAGUCUGUUCAAGAACUCUCCUGCCAACUCCAGCGUCAGCUCCACGCCUCUGCGCAUAUUCAAGCGGCCUUUCCCGCCUCCGUCGCCGGCGAAGCACAUUCGGGCAUUGCUUGCUCGGAGGCACGGCUCUGUGAAGCCCAAUGAGGCCUCAAUCCCUGAAGGGAGUGAGUGUGAGGUUGCCUUGGACAAGAGUUUCGGGUUUUCGAAACAGUUCGUAAGCCAUUAUGAGCUUGGUGACGAGGUGGGGCGCGGGCAUUUCGGGUAUACUUGCUCUGCCAAGGCCAAGAAGGGAAGCUUGAAGGGCCAGGAUGUGGCUGUCAAGGUUAUUCCAAAGUCAAAGAUGACCACGGCAAUUGGCAUAGAGGAUGUAAGAAGAGAAGUGAGGAUCCUAAGAGCUCUAACACAUAAGAACCUAGUGCAGUUCUACGAGGCCUAUGAAGAUGAUGACAACGUUUAUGUAGUGAUGGAGCUGUGCAAAGGAGGUGAACUGUUGGAUAGUAUACUUUCAAGGGGUGGAAAAUAUUCUGAAGAUGAUGCAAAGGCAGUUAUGGUUCAGAUUUUAAGUGUAACUGCCUACUGUCAUCUCCAAGGCGUGGUUCACCGGGACCUCAAGCCAGAGAAUUUCCUUUUUACUUCAAGCGAUGAGAAGUCCCCAUUGAAGGCCAUUGAUUUCGGACUCUCUGACUAUGUAAAACCAGAUGAGAGGUUGAAUGAUAUUGUAGGAAGUGCAUACUACGUUGCUCCUGAAGUUCUACAUAGGUCAUAUGGGACAGAAGCAGACAUGUGGAGUAUCGGUGUAAUUGCUUAUAUCCUUUUGUGUGGAAGCCGACCUUUUUGGUCCCGGACCGAGUCUGGCAUCUUUCGAGCUGUACUAAAGGCUGAUCUGAGCUUUGAUGAAGCUCCUUGGCCUUCUUUAUCGUCUGAUGCGAUAGAUUUUGUAAAGAGACUCCUGAACAAGGACUACCGUAAGAGAUUAACUGCAGCUCAAGCUCUAUGUCAUCCAUGGUUAGCCAAUUAUCACGAGGUCAAGAUACCGAUGGAUAUGAUAGUGUACAAACUUGUUAAUUCUUACAUAUGCUCAUCUGCUUUACGAAAAUCAGCAUUAGGGACUCUUGCAAAGACGUUAAGUGUAGCGCAGCUGGCUUAUCUCCGGAACCAAUUUACAUUGUUAGGGCCAAACAAAAGUGGAUUCAUCACUAUGCAGAACUUCAAGACAGGUGUAACAAGGAACUCCACUGAUGCCAUGAAGGAUUCGCGGGUUCUAGAUUACGUCAACAUGAUCAGUUCUCUUCGGUAUAGAAAGCUGGAUUUCGAAGAAUUUUGUGCAUCUGCCAUAAGUGUGCAUCAGCUGGAAGGGAUGGAGAGCUGGGAGCAACAUGCAAGGCGAGCAUACGAGCUGUUUGAGAAGGAUGGAAAUAGACCAAUAAUGAUAGAGGAACUUGCUUCGGAAUUGGGACUUAGCCCAUCAGUACCAGUUCAUGUCGUUCUCCAGGACUGGAUAAGACACUCUGAUGGAAAGCUCAGUUUUCUAGGGUUUGUUAGACUACUACAUGGAGUUUCUUCGCGCUCAUUUCAGAAGGCGUAAACUAGUACAUGCAGUUUGAUUCCUCCAUCCUUACUCCCGAUGACCUCGAAUGUCCCUAGGGGACAAAAUGUGUACUUAAUUCGAGAGGUUCAUUUUAUGAGGAUCUGCAGCACAUACUCAUGUCAUUUGCUCUUCUUUUCUUUUCCCCUCCGCGGCCUUCCGUUUCCUUGAUUCUCAUCUCCAUGAUUGGUGCCGUUGAAGCUUAGAGGAGGGUUGUACAAGUGAGAGACAGUAGAUCACAGAAUGUGUGUAGGAUUACCCUUACAGAUUACAAAGCUGUCCUGUUGUAAACUGAAGUGAGUUUUGUGGUCUUUGUCAAUUUAGUUUUGUUAAUAAAAUCCUCCUGUGAUCUUGUUCAAA